Messenger RNA from Dryobates pubescens (Downy woodpecker), 2572 nucleotides. RefSeq names its product ankyrin repeat domain 34C (gene ANKRD34C). The record is from RefSeq and is a predicted model, not a curated record. NCBI's taxonomy places the organism in Eukaryota, Metazoa, Chordata, Aves, Piciformes, Picidae. Gene Ontology annotation, molecular function: protein binding. Bases 159 to 1655 code for a protein of 498 amino acids. The transcript has 2 exons.
CGGACCGCACAUAAGGGAUGAUGAGGGCGGGGGCACCAGGGUAGCCCCCGCACCGCCACCGGGCAGCAGGAACUGGGCACCGAUACCAGGGCACCAGCACCGGGCAGCAGCUUGUGGCCAGCACUGGCUUUGCCCAGCAGUGAGCAGCAGCAGGUAGCAUGGAGGAGGUGAGGGAGCUGGAGAUGGGGGGCAACUCCCUGCUGAAGGCCGUGUGGCUCGGCCGGCUGCGGCUGACCCGGCUGCUGCUGGAGGGGGGCGCUUACAUCAACGAGAGCAACGAGAAGGGGGAGACCGCCCUGAUGGUGGCCUGCAUCACCAAGCACGUUGACCAGCAGAGCAUUAACAAGGCCAAGAUGGUGAAGUACCUGCUGGACAACAGAGCAGACCCCAACAUCCAGGACAAAUCUGGGAAGACAGCCCUCAUGCACGCCUGCAUCCGUGGGGCAGGGGGGGAGGUGGUGUCCCUGCUGCUGGACAAUGGGGCAGACCCCAGCCUGGAGGACCACUCAGGAGCCUCUGCUCUGGUCCACGCCAUCAAUGCCGAUGACAAGGACGUGCUGCAGCACCUCCUGAAUGCCUGCAAGGCCAAAGGGAAGGAGGUGAUCAUUAUCACCACAGACAAAUCGGCCUCGGGUACCAAGACCACCAAACAGUACCUGAAUGUUCCCCCCUCACUGGAGUUCAAAGAGAGGGACCCCAACAAGGAGUGCCCAGCACCUAUCAGCACCCACCUGAAAGCUCCCAUCUCAGCACCUUCCCCCGCUGAGGAGAGCACCAUCUGCACCCCACAUCUGUCACACCCCAGGGACAUUUCCUGUGCUGGGGGCACUGAUGACCCCCCCUCUCCGGGCCAGAGGGCUGGGGUGCCCAGGAGAGCCCGCCUGCCUCAGCUGAAGCGACUGCGCUCCGAGCCCUGGGGUCUGGUGGCACCCUCGGUCCGUGACGACACUCGGGGCUGUAGGGACGAUGAGGUCAUCAUGGGCAUCAGUGACCUCUCACUCUCCAAGAAGGCUCCCCUUGCCCGGGGCAGCAAGGAUCCCUCACUCUUCCCACCAGUAGAUGAGCAGGCGCUGAGGACACCGGCGAGGAAAGCAUCUUACGAGAAGAGCCAGGCCACCCAGCAGCGCCUGCCCCGCCGGAGCACGGUCCCCGAAGAGCUGCAGAACAUUGGCUCCGUGGCUCUGGACGCCCUGCAUCGCUGCAGGUUGGGUGCUGAGCACUGCGACCCCCAGCUCUCUGGUGUCCCCGAGGCAGGGAAGGGGCCCCCGGGCCGGAGGAAGCUCAGCGGGUCCCACCUGGCCUUGCUGGAUGGUUCAUGGGAGUCCCUGGAUGGUGUCACAAACACAUCCCCCGGCACCGUCCGGCGCCGACCGCCCGGCUUGCUGGAGAGGAGGGGGUCCGGCACCCUGCUGCUGGACCACCUCUCCCACACCAGGCCAGGCUAUUUGCCCCCCCUGAACAUCAACCCCAGCCCCCCCAUCCCCGACAUCGGCUCCAACACCAAAGCCCCCUCCCCGCUUGCUGCUGGCAUCAAGUCCCUGCAGCCGGUGGCUCCUGGCGAGCUGCGGGCGCGGCGGAAGCUGCUUCGGAGACACUCGAUGCAGGCGGAGCAGAUGCGGCAGCUCUCUGACUUCGAGGAGAUCGUAGCCCAGUAGCUCUGCCACCGCUGGCUUCCCAAACCGGCUCUCUCCCCACAGAAGCGUGACAGUUCCCACGCGUCAAGCAGUCCGAGAAGUGCCAGCAACCACGGGGGUCAGACCUGUGCCUAGGGAUUGCGGCAGGAGGGUCCUGCGGGCACGGAGCCGUAAGCAGAGCCCGGGCAACCCAGCUGAAGUCUCUCUUCUGCUUUCACCAGCUGGGGACCUUCCCCAGGAGUGAUGAGCUGAGAGGUCCACCCCAGCCCACCUGAGCUCAGGCUCCUACCCGAAAGGCACUUGUUCUUUGCCGCUUGCUCCUCGUCGUCUGGAGCCAGGAUCUGCCCUGCAACCGUCGGGGCUGGGGUGUCCUUCAAGUGCCUACCAGGAAGGAAAGGAGCCUGCUGGCUUUGAUGUCCCUGCUUACUGCAGGGGCUUGCAUUAGAUGACCUUUAAAGGUCCCUUCCCACCAAAUUCCACGUUUCUGUGACUCCAAUGCCCCUCUCUGGCAGUCAGAGGCAGUGAUCCCUUCACCGCGGGAGAAGGAGACAACUGCUCACCUCGGAGGUCUCCAGGACCUCUGGAGUUCCAGGGACUGAGCCGACCCCUUCCUGCUGCAGCCCCCCAGGACAAGACCAGCAGUGGCUUCGUCUCCGUCUCAGAGAUCCAAGACUCAGGGGCACCUCCCACCGCUCUGAGCAACGCCCUGGGCAGAGAGCGUUCCUGGCUGUUCUGUGCAGGCAGCUUCUCCCAGGGCGCGAAGUGCCGAGGGUAGCACAUAGGGAAUGUCAGGGGCUCGUCCCUGCUGAGGAAAGAUUCAGGCUCAGCACCGAUGGUACCCACAGCACCUGAAGCACCCAUAGCACCUGCAGUACCCACAGCAUCCAUGGUACCCAUGACACUUGUAGCACCCUCAGCAACCCAUGACACCCACAGAA